Molecule: messenger RNA, 6398 nt
Organism: Python bivittatus (Burmese python)
Lineage: Eukaryota; Metazoa; Chordata; Lepidosauria; Squamata; Pythonidae
Source: RefSeq, a predicted model, not a curated record
GGCUUCUACCAGCAGACCAUCGGCUGUUUUGAAGAGAUGCUGCAGGCUUUACUCUUGGAGAACCCACACCCCAAUGAACUCAAACAUAUGAUGGAGCUUAUAGAACCAUGGAUGAUAUCAAAGUUAAAUCAUGUGCGUGAAAGAGCUGUGGAGACGGCAAUGAAGCUCUUGAAGUUUGUAGCUGAACGUUUCCAUCUGGACCUUUCUCGGGAGUUCAGCAAGCUGGCCCACCUGACAGCUGUUUUGAUUGGUUUGUGCAAUGACCCGGUGCCAUGCAUUAGUUCUUUUGCUGUGCAAGGAGUCAGCUGUCUCUAUGAGCUCUUACUGCGCCGUAAAGGCAUGAAGACAAGCAAGCAAAAGAAGCUGAAGUGGUCGAUGAAGAGGAGCGUGAAACUCCAGGAACAGGACUGCCCUGCUUUUUUAGCACUGGAUAGCAGUUGGCAUGUAGCAAUGCAUUGUGGUGACCAGCUCUUUUCAGCUCAGUUGACCAACCUCCUGCUCUCCGUGCUGGACUAUUUGAGAGGGUCCAGUCCAGAAGUACUGAAGGCAGCAGAAGAGGUCCUCAGUGCAGUUCUGCAGAACCAUGCCAUGAAGGUGGAAAGGGUCAGAGAUGUUGUUGGAGGCAUCUACGUGUGCUUGCAGCUACGCCACGCUUCCUACUGGACCCGGAAAGUGGUGCUGAGGGCUCUAGCCUUGAUGAUCCCUUAUCACCUGGAGGAAGUGAUGCAGUGCUGCCUAUCAUUUUCCAUACCCCUCAACAGGCAGGCCAGUGAACUCUGGACGGCCAUGGCUUCCAGUCCCAAGAUGGCUGUGCAAAUCCUCCAUCUCUUACUGAAGAACCUGCAGGUGAAGGACCGUUCUGGGGACAGCGAAGACAGCACAGCCACAUCUCUGGCGGCAAUGAACGUCAUCUAUGAGACCUUCCGUAUCCCAGGAUAUCGGGCAGCCUUGGCAGAGAUGCAUCUUCAGCUCUUCAUCCCUCUACUGAAGCAGGUCCUUUAUGUGAUGCAGCUGAACUUGCCGGAGGCCUUAAAAACCAGGCAGGAGAUCAUCCUGAGGGAAAAUCCCACGGCACUCAGCUUCCAGAGCACUUCGGUGGAGAUUGUGAAGAAUCUGUUCUCGGUCACCGGGGACUGGGCAGUCUAUGCCUGCAUUGAGUUCCAGCAAGGAUGGAGGGUGCUUAGCACCCCCCAGCACUUUUUGCAGGGCACACGUCUGCUGGCACGGGCCAUGACGGAGUGCAACAGUGCCCAAAUCCCAGGAGUCUUUGGGGAGGCUGCUCUCAUUCUCAGCAGUGAGGAGGACGAGCUGAAGAAGAUGACGGCCUUGGCUCUCGUGAUUGAGUUUCUUAAAAGUCCAUCUGCCAUCAAGAUGAUGAACAGAUUCAGCCUCAAGGACCAUCUGGAGGAGGGCUUGGCAGCACACAAUCCCGUGGUCCAAGAUCUCUGUGUGAAGGGGCUCAACAGUUUUGUUUUCCAACAAGGGAAGGUUAAGUCCCUACGAGACCAGCUUCCAACAAUGAUCAACUCUAUUUUCAGUGGACAUGAAGAAGAUGUUCUGGAAGGGCUAAAUGACAUAAUGACCACACUCUAUGAGAUGGAUGGCCAGGGAAUUGGGCUCCUCUGUGUUGAUCUUGCUCUGAAUGUCCGCUCAUUUUUUGAGGAUGAAAGAGUCGAUGUCCGUGCAACUGCCAUCUCGUUGUUUGGGCAGCUGGUGAUGAGAGCCAAAGAAACUGACAAGGCCCUCCUCAAGAAGGAAGUGGUCUACAGUCUUCUCCCUCUGCUGCUGCAUUUGAAAGACCGGGAGAGCACGGUUGCCAUGAGCUGUAAGUUGAGUCUCUUGCACUGUGGUGUCUUUCUUGGAUGGGCCCACCUGAAGCUGAUGUUCCGCAGUCUGGCCUGGGAUGACCUCCGGAGCUGUUUGAUGAAUGUGUGGAAAUACUUGAUGCGGAACAACCACGAUAAUAUACACAUUUUUGUAUCUCAGGCCUUGGGAUUCCUCCAUCAUCCCCAGACAGAAAUAAGGAAUGCUGCAGCACGGUUCAUGGGCUACACGCUCAACUAUUACAGCUCAGAACUGUCUAAAAACCUGGAACAGGAGGACCUUUUCUACUUGAACAAAGUUUUUCAGAAGAUGGAAUCAAGUUCAGAUAGCAGCACGGUCCAUUUUGCAAAAACCUACCGGGUAGUUUUGCAGAAACUGUCUGUGAAAAGGAGGCUGGCUGGAGCCGGAGAGAAGGAUGCCCAAACAAGCGACAGCAACGCUCCAGAGAAACGACUCAGGGAGUGCGAAAGCAGAGCUGCCAGCCCACUGUACCUGCCCCCUGACUCUCCACGCCCAGGCCGAUCCACGCUGGAGGAGAGGGGAAUUCUGAUCCUGUCCACCCCCAAGCAAGUCAGACGAACACUUGCCCAGCGAGGCAAGCAGCACAGCGAACCCAGUGAGAGAGAGAGGGCACGUUCAGCUGAAGCUCCACCAGGGAUCUUCCCUUCCACGUCUGCUGGCACUGGUGGGAAGCAAAGCCCGCGGCACAGAGGCAUCUUUCUGAGCCAGGUGGACGAGCAGCCGUAAAGGUAUCCGUUUGGGAAACUGCUGCAGGCCUUCACAGGGGUACAAGUAUUACAGGCAGAGUCCCAGUGCAGCCACAACUCUUUAUCCCCUGAAAGUCGUAGCCACAAAACCCAUUUUUUCUGAGCUUCUGAAGCAAGCCUGAAAACAUGGGGCCUAAAAUGGGACCACUCACUGGAGGUGUUAUUUUUAUCAGUAUGGAUGUCCAAAUGGAGCAGCAAGGCUCUUGGAGUGCUAGACCCAAUUGAGGGAGGGCAGGACCAGCAGGAACAGGUAAGGGGUUCAGACUCAAGACUGUAAAAAUGUUUUGCAAUGCCCCGUUCAGCCAACAGGUGAUGCCACAGGAACCCCAGCUCCAAAGGGAGGCUAACUGGCCAGUGCGCUCCGCCUCAAGAAACCUCCGCCUCACAGUCUUCACACUCCAUCAUCAAUGGCUGACCUAUGCAAACCGGCCCUCCAGAGUCCCAGUGCUUGGACCUGACCAAAAGGCCCAGGCUGUAUUCCAAGACAGCCCUGCUCUCCAGAACAUUCCCCAUUGUUGGCCUGAAGCUUGAAGCAGCUUAGGUUGCCAGUCCUCCCCGAGUGAACUCUCCAACAUCUUCCAGCCAUGCAGUCGGAAGGGGGAAAGCAUCUCCUUUUUUUCUGAAGACCUUCCCUCAAGAGAAGAUGUUGACCCCUCCUGUUAGAAAUGCCGGAGCUGCUCAAUUCUUACCCAGGACAGUUUUCAGCUCAGUAAGACUGCGGAAGACACUCAAGAUCAAGCUGUUCCUGGUCUAAAAUAAAUCCCCAAUCUAUGAGACUCUCCAUGCAGUAGGAUGUCAUCAAAACUUUCUAAGGAAUUGACUCAGAGAGUUGCAUGUGUGCUCGGGCAUUGCUCCAACUGCUGCUGCAGCAGCAAGAGGCAAUGGAUUCACAUCAACCAGUUCACGAACCAACAGAACUUUGGGGAGCUGCUUCAUAUGCUGUUUACGUAAAGUGGGGGUUGAAGCAAACUGAGAGUUUCCUCCAAAAAUAGGCCAUCACCGCUAAAGAAAGAGCUGCCCCGCUCUUCAACUGCAUGUGGGAAUCUGAUCUGGGUGGCUUGAUCUCAGAGGAUCCUUCCCGUGGAUUCAGAGGAACACAAGAGGGUGGCAACCCACUAGAGCCACCCCGCACCAGCGACACAUUCCUUGGCUCGCACUGCGGUCCUGAAGGCCUGGGGGCCGAGUCUCUCGUGCCAGCUGUCCUCCGUGCUAGGACAGCAGGCUUUGGGUGAUCCUCCUGCUGCGCAGGGCCCUCACCUUGCCUCACCUCUGCCCUGGGCCAUAAUAUACAUGAAGCUGCUUGGACUGAAUAUCACUUUUGUGAUCUGCUUUGUUCUUGUAAGACUGCAGUGUAAAAUACAUACAUUUUUAAAUAAUAUGUAAACCUGGGCGGCUGCAAUUUCUGAGAAUACUUUCCAUUAUACCAGUGAUGCUUAUAAGGUUCAAAGUGACCCUAGAGGUCUUUUCAUCCAGGGCAGGAAUCCUCAUACCAUCCCAGACAAGCGGUUGCCCGUUUGCUUGAAAAUCUCCAGCGAUGGACCACCACAACUCGGAAGGUAGGCUGUUCUACCACUUAAUAGGCCUCCCGCUCAGGAAAUCCCUCAUUUUUCUUGGACCUCCCUCUCUAAAGCUUGGUUGUCGUCCUCCUCUCUGGAACUAUGGAGAAUCAAUCGACGCCCUCUUCCCUGUGGCAGCCCUUCAAGUAUUGGAAGUCUGCUAUCGUGUCUCCCUCAGACUUCUCUUCUUUAGGCCCAGUUCCUUCCACCAUUCCUCACAGGAUUUAGCCUCCAAGGCUCUCACCAUCUUCUCUGCACUCCUUUCAGUUCCUCAGCAUCCUUCUUGCAUUAUAUUGGCCAAAACUGGACACAGGGUUCCACUGUGGUCUGACCAGUGUAGCUAAGGCAGAACUAUCACUUCUGUGAUCUCAACAUUCUACUUCUGUUGACGCAGCCCAAGACCGCAUUGGCUCUUUUAGCAGCCGUGGCACACUGCUGGCUCAUGCUAAAUAUAUGUUCUACCAGGACACGCAGAUGGGUACACUUGGCUCAGCAGUAGUACUGCUGGGCCAGAUGUGCCCAUGCUUCUGGUUUUUCCUAAGUGCCAAACUUUGCAUUUCUUAUCACUAGACACAAUUUUGCUGGAAAGGGCCCAACAUUCAAAUAUAUCAAAAUUCUUUUGGACCUAAGCCUGUCUUCUAUGGUGCUAGCGAGCAUCCCUUCUAUCCUCUCAUUUAAGUCAUUCAUAAAAAUGUUGAAGGGCCCUGAACAGGACCCCAAAAUACCCGAAUAGAUGUCUGUUACAGAACCAUUAGUAACUAUGUGUUGGGUACAUUUGUUCAACCUGCUGCAAACCCACCCAGUAAUGAGAUUAUCUAUCCCACAUGGUUUCAUUUUAUCAAGAAGGAAGCUACAGCCAACUUAAUCAAAUGCCUUACUGAAGCCUAGGUAUACUACAUCUGCAGUAAUACCUUGGUCUAUUAAUGGUCUAUUAGGUCCAUGGUCUAUUACUCAAGUAAUUUUGUCAAAGAAAGCAGUAAAAUGGCACAAUAUGUUGUUAACAAGCCUUCAUGGCUUGUUCCCAAGUGUUGUAUCAGAACAGCACUGUGUUUAAUCCAUGGAAGGGAAGAAAUCUUUGGCCCAGGCAAGUGCCCAGAAACUCAGCCUGCAGGUCAGCAUGUGAUCCUCACUGAAGUAGCCUGAAGCCUUGCCAGGUAGACCAACCUGACACCUCUGGGAUGUCCUGUGUUGCCAGGGCUGUUUGAAAUGCAGAGUAGUGAUCCCCCUAUGGCUGCCACUGUAUUUUAUGGUCUUUUUCCUGUAGGGUUAGGGUUAACAACACAUCCUAUGCAAAUAGCUCCUUAAAUUGUCCAAAGUUUCACUGCUCCCUGGGAAGUGAUCAGGACAGCCAUAACACCUCCUGUUCACUCAAGAAGCAUGCAAACUGGCAUCCUCAGACUUCCGUAUCAGAGGUGUUUCUUUGCUACUUCUUGGUCUCUGUCCACUUUCACCCUCUGCCCAUCUUUUGCUGGGCAAAUCCCAGCAAAGGCUUUUUUGUUUUUUAUCACCUUAGCGUGCAGGUCAUGGAACAAUGGAUGCAAGUGACUGAAAGGCAGAUUCCCAUGGAAAAUUAUAAGAACCUUCCAACAGUACAAGCAAAGGUAGAGAGAAGGUGGGCUCCCCUUCACUGGAUGUGUUCAAGCAGAGGCUGGGAAGCCUCAACAAGGACUUCCACGCUGAGCAGAGGGCCCCCUUCCAAAGCUGGGGUUCACCUGAAGAGGUAGCUUUUCCUCCUUUCCCCAAAUAGAGCAGAAAGACGAAAAAGGCACUGGUUUCACAGGGUGCAAGUAGCCCAUUUAGUUCUAGAAAGUUCCUGAAGUUUGGAAGGAAACUAGUGCUAUUCAACUCUGCCGAGCUGCAUUUGCAUUAGAACACGAAGACAGCCAAGUGCUUCUUCUUCUUCUUCACCUCUGUCUCCUUUUGGAAACGGAGAUGAGACCCUCCUCCUAAGUCCCCACUGGGUUUUGUUACGGGGAGGAGGAAAGCAGGGAAACAGCUAGGAAAGGCCAGCUGAGGUUAUACCAGUUCAGGAUCAAGGGAGUCAUUUGCUAUUCCGGCUGGGAGGCAAUUUUUGACAUUCUACGCUCGGUAUUCCAGGCUUGGCUACUGUCAGCCAAGAAGCACCAAACUGCACAGACCCUUGUUUACCUCGCUCAUCCCACUCCCACUGUGUGCGGAGUCCGAGUUUCUGUGGCUUUACAGAGCUAGGUGGAUUCUUCACACAAAAGCAAGGCUGAGAUAUCCACCCGCU